GUGGAUUCCACGAGCAGAAUGAUUCAUAAUGAACUCUUUUAUUGGCACCCAUUAGUCUUUCUCAUCAGAAUCAAGAAAUGCAACGUGAAAGAAUUUAACGGGAUGCUUGCAGUGGAGAAAUUUUGAACGUACUGGAUCUCUGAAGUACAAAGAAAAUGGAUUUUGUCACCUUUCUCCAGCGAUCACGGGAACUCUUUGUGACCCAGAGGAAGCUGAGCUGGAGAAAUAAGCUGGUCCUCUUUGCUCUCUGCAGCUCCAUCAGUUUAAUAGCAAACCUGUUCCUGCUUCUACCUGGGUAUUCCUUCCUGCUGGACUAUCCAAUGCUUUCUAUCGUCACAGUCAAUAUUUUAUGGAUUCUCCUGUCUGUAAAUCUGUACUUUUUCCAGUCUUUUCGCUGCUUUGUGGUGGUAUUCUUCCUUUCUUGUGGAUUGCACGAAGGCAGGAACACUCUCAUUGCUGCUGGAACUGCUAUGGUGGUUGCUGGCAACAUCCAAAAUAUUUUUUUCAACCUGAAGCAGUUGGCAGAAAGUGUGACUUGUACUCUCGAUUCCCAGAUUUGGACUUUCCUUGACCUCACUUUUCUGAAAGCCAUCCGGUGGAUUUACAGUCAAUUGAAGAUUUCCAAACAUCUGUUUCUGGUGCGUGACAGCUUAAACAUGUCUUUCUUGGUUUCAGAUGAAGACCUGAAGCUGCAGCUGGAAAAAACAAGACUGAACAUUCACAACAUCACCAGUCAGAUCUCCUCCAUAAUAGCUCUACAGUCCUUUUUGGCUAAGAAAGUGCUGCCUUUUGUGGGGACAAUUUUGGUUCUGCUUGGCACAUACCUCUUCAUCCGAAACUUCCGGAGCCCACAGACCAUCAAGUUUAAGAACACGUACAUUACCCGAGGGUUCAUCAAGUACAAUGAACAAGUAUGGCAGCAGGAAAAGCUCUCGGUGCUCCCCCUGAGUAAAGAAGAAAGAAAUGUGUACUCUCUGGUGCCGUCUUUUUGCCAAACACCUAAAGAAAGGAAAUGCACAGCACGCUUUUUUCUCCCUGUGCUUGCUAACCUUUGCAUUUGGGUCGUCUUUUCAGCAGUAGAUUAUUUGCUUUACUGGCUCAUUUUUUCCGUGAGCAAGCAUCUCCACGAUUUCCCUGAGCUAGAGGUCCACUUCAAAUUAUAUUACCACAAAAAUGCUGCUAAAUUCAUCUUGAACAAUGGGGAGAUUGUUGACAAGACCACUUACUUUAAGACGCCUCUUUUUGAAGAGAGCUGCAUUCCCAAACCCAAGAUUUCCCUCUCUACUACAUGGAUCCAGCUUGGAGUUAUUUUGUUCUUUCUAAUAGUGUUGGGGCUUCUGACUUCUACACUCACACAACUUAAAAUAUUAGUGGCAACUGCGUUCUUUCCAAGCACAGACAUGAAACGGAUAAAGUAUCUGCACACAAAAUUAUUAAACAGAAGAUCCAAGUUCUCCGAGAAAAACGUGAAAAGGAAACUUAAUUCGUUUGCAAAGUUACAUUUUUGGUUUCCCAUCCUCCAGGCACUGGGAAAUGCCAGGAAGAAAGAAACCAAUGUGGAAAAAGAAAUUCCUGUUUUAUAGCAUUAGUCACAGUUCCCAAGCUCAACAUUUUGCCUGGUGAAGAGCUCCUGGAAUGUCAAAUGUUUGUGUGUGUUUUGCAAAAUACUGAUUGCCUUAAUAUGAAAUUUGGAAACAUUAAAGAAAUAUUUAAAAAAUGUAAGGCUCUAUUAGUAAAAAUAAAUAAAAAAACAUUUACUGUAUUUUCCUUAUACUGGUUUAUGUUUCACUACAGAAUUAGCAAUAGCAAAAACACUUAGACUUAUAAACCACUUCAUAGUGCUUUUUACAGCCCUCUCUAAGUGGUUUACAGAGUCAGCAUAUUGCCCCCAACAAUCUGGCUCCUCAUUUUACCAACCUCGGAAGGAUGGAAGGCUGAGUCAAGCUUGAGCUGGUGAGACCUGAACUGCCAAACUGCUGGCAGCCGGUGAUAAGCAGAAGUAGCCUGCAGUAAUGGACUUUAACCACCGUGCCACCGCAGAAUUGUGCCAUUUAGCUUAAGGUGACUCAAUUGAGCAGACGAUUUUUGACACCCCAUCAAAACAUCACUUCCUUUCCAGAUAUAUAAUAAUUAUUUUUAUUAAGCAGAAGAGAAAAAGAGAAAGAACUGGAGAAAAUCAGAAAAUACAAUGACUUGCAAAUAGUAGUAGAAGGACUUUGAUGAAAGAAAGUACCAAUAGUAUUAGGUGUCUUGGGUACAAUGUCGAAACAGCAGCAUUGACAAAAUCACCACCGGUCAAUUGCAAAAAGCAACUUUAGUUGGAAGAGUUUGUAUCUUGAAACACUACCUUUAAUAUCCUCAAACAAUAACAUCUACCUAUCCUUGGGAAGGAGUCAAUAGGUGGAUAAAAAUGCAAAUACAAAUGUCUAAGGAUCUGGCUGACUGUGCAACCAGUUAUAAUUCUAUGCAAAUUCUCAGUCAUCCAGGUCAUGGCUGUCCCAAAGGUGCUUUUUCAGGAGGCAACUGCACUUCCUUGUUUUUUUCUUGGAAGACGUUUCGCUUCUCAUCCAAGAAUCUUCUUCAGUUCCGACUCCUCAAAAAACACCUUUGAGACAACCAUGACCUGGAUGACUGAGAAUCUCCACAGACCUUUAGCUAUGCACCUUGGGAUGAACCCCCUUUGAAUGGUGUGGGAGUAUGAACAGAUUUCCAGAAAAAUUGCAGACUACAGGAACCAUUUGUCCUUCAGUUUGAGAUGCAGACAACAAAGACUCAUCCCCAAGAAGCCUGCGCCUGUCUUCAACAGUGAAGGGACACAGGGCAGAAAUCAUCCUGCGGCCAAGAAAGCUCCACACCCAUUUGCACUACUCGGGCGACCCUGUGGACACAGAUGAAUCUCCAAGUGACCUCAAUGACUCUCUAAAAGGAUGCAAAUGACCAGCUGUCUGCAAGGAGUAUAAAUCCUUCCAUUCUCCAUGAUCCAGUCAGAGCUGAAGAAGCUUCUUGGAUGAGAAGUGGAACAUCUUCAAAGAAAAAAACGAAAACAAGAAAGUCCAGUUGCCUCCUGAAAAAGCACCUUUGGGAUGACCAGCUGUAAUGUAUUAAAUGUAUAUGCUGCCCAAUUUCUUUCAAUAUUGUUUUCAAUUUGCUUCCUUACACCUUCUAAAAGAUUUGCCCAAUCUCUUCUCCUUCACUUUUGCCCUGCAGUGUUGUUUUUUAAAUAUAUUUUUUUAUUUAUAUCAUAUUAAAAAAGAAAUUGGACAUGGUAUGACAUGGAUUUGAGAAAUGGAAGUUGGAACAGGAAAUAACUAAGAUAUGUAGACCAA
Messenger RNA from Ahaetulla prasina, 3326 nucleotides. RefSeq names its product dendrocyte expressed seven transmembrane protein (gene DCSTAMP). The record is from RefSeq and is a predicted model, not a curated record. The transcript has 4 exons. Bases 156 to 1583 code for a protein of 475 amino acids. Lineage: Eukaryota; Metazoa; Chordata; Lepidosauria; Squamata; Colubridae. Gene Ontology annotation, cellular component: membrane.